GCUAAGGGUGACUUCCUGCUUUCUGUGUUUUGCGCCUCUCGGGGAGCCAGAGACGUGAGACCCCGAGAGGACUAGGCAUCAGGGUUUACGUCUCCCCUUCUGAGCCCGGCCUCUGGCCCUUGGGAUGGGUGUCGCCCCUCCAACGGCCUUCUCUCUCUGGAUCUACCUCAUCUUGCCUAUUUCUGGUGCUCUGAGGCCACCAUGGAUCCAACUGACCGGAGAGAGGGCUGGCUCCGUCACCAUCAGAUGUCCGGCCAAGCAAAGCCUUGGGAGAAAGUUCCUGUGUCGGGAAUCACACGAAACAGAAAUGUGCAACACGGUGGUGUCCACUACGCAGUACGUCGGGAAAGAUUACAAGAACCGAGUCAAACUUACUGAGGUGCCUCAAGAGGACAUCUUCCUGGUGGAGUUGGGAGAGCUGACCCAGAGUGAUACCGGGCUCUAUGCUUGUGGGACGGGCCUGGUCACUGACCGGGGGAAGACCCUGUGGGUCAGCCUGAGUGUGAUAAGAGGGCACAGUACAUUCAGAGAGAUGGUGCCAGUCCCUAAGCUCUUGAGAGGAAGCCAGCUGAGGACCAUCCUUCCACCUCCUUGGCUUAGGUGGUCAACAGAUCCCUCCACUAGCCAGCUAAGGACCAGCCCUCCACCCCCUCGGCCAGCAGACACUUCCCCAGCGGCUGCCAACAAACCAGUCACCACAAAACCCCAACGAACCACCAGUCAGAGGGCUCGGCAUGGACCUUCCACCCUCCCAGGCAUCAUCCCGUUUCCAACUCCCAGAACCCCCUCUGCCGCUGCCAAGCAACCCGCGCUCCCUCCCUCACCCCUGGCUUCCAGGACCCAGUCAAAGAAUGCUCUCUCUGGAUUCCGCACCGCCAGCUUUGCUCAGCACACAAACCUGCAUAGGUACAGGCAAGGGGACAAGGGAUUUCCCACUGUCCUGAUUCCCAUCGUCCUGGCUUUCCUCCUGUUGAUGAUUCUGGUGAUCAUGUUGAAGAAGAAACUCCGAAGAAAGAGAGCCCUGUCCAGCCGAAUCAGCCGUCUGGCCGUCAGAAUGAGUGAGCUGGACCCCUCGCGGCGGCCCAUGUUUCAGAGAGCCCGCUCCCAGAGGCCCCUGGCCCAGAAUAACAUCUACAGCGCCUGCCCCCGCAGACCUCAAGGAGGGGCCAAGUACGGUGAGAGGGAUCCAUCCUCCGCAGAGCUGGGAGCUCCAGCUGCUUCAGCACUGGACCAGGUACCGAAGACUCUGUGCCACCAGUCCCCCCAAAAGCCUCACUGGGAAUACCCGGAUGACUCAAGCGACUCUGAUUCAGACGACUACGUCAACAUUCCUGUUCUGGCCACACCUCUGCAUUGCUCUCCCAGACCAGACCUUCCUUCCAAGGAUUAUCACUGCUGGUGAGGACUGGAUCCAGUCCUCGCUACUUCCCUGGAUGACAUCCUGGCGUCUUAGGUGGGAUAAUUCUCCCCGGUGACUUUGGUUGUUGGAUCUCUGCCCUCUUGGGCUGCUAUGUAACACACGGAGGAGGAAAAAGCCACCAUUCCCCCAGUCCUUGUCUGCCAUUUGCCCUUCCUUCCUUUCUUAAAUCCCUUGAAUAUGUGUCAGAUGUGACCAUGGACAUUUCCUGUUGGACAAAGGACAUUGCUCAACUUGUCAGUGCCCCAGAGAGCUGCUUAUCCCAGGGAAGACCAUGCUAGGAGGGACGGAUUCACGGCAUCCAUCUUUGGAAUAGCACCCACACUGGGCUAGGCCAAGCGCAGGGAGAUACCCGUGGGAGAUAUUAACACAACCGAUAAUCUAAAUCUCUGAAUGUCCACCCUAGAUGGAUCUAAAUCCACCUCAGGGCUCUGAAGUAGCUGCGACUGCUUCUGGUGGGACCCAGGAAACCAGAGACUCCUUCUUGCUCUUAGGAGGGGCUACCCACUGAGAGUAGCUCUACUCCCUGCCUCUCUGACCUUCUCUGCCAACAAGUCAGAAGCAGUGUGGUCUAUUGGAAAGAGCAAGGGGCCAAAAGUCAAGAAACCUGGGUUCUAAUCCUAGCUCCUCCACCUGCCUGCUGGGGCCCUUAGGCCAGU
Messenger RNA from Ornithorhynchus anatinus (platypus), 2076 nucleotides. Its product is annotated as fas apoptotic inhibitory molecule 3. NCBI's taxonomy places the organism in Eukaryota, Metazoa, Chordata, Mammalia, Monotremata, Ornithorhynchidae. The record is from RefSeq and is a predicted model, not a curated record. Gene Ontology annotation, cellular component: plasma membrane. The transcript has 8 exons. Bases 125 to 1402 code for a protein of 425 amino acids. Gene Ontology annotation, molecular function: transmembrane signaling receptor activity.